Podospora anserina S mat+ is the source of this 1503-nucleotide messenger RNA. RefSeq lists its product as uncharacterized. The record is from RefSeq and is a predicted model, not a curated record. NCBI's taxonomy places the organism in Eukaryota, Fungi, Ascomycota, Sordariomycetes, Sordariales, Podosporaceae. Bases 1 to 1503 code for a protein of 500 amino acids. The transcript has 3 exons.
AUGCCGUCCACUGCUGCUCGCCUUGCCCUCGCGGCUCUGGUGACAGCAACGACCUCACCGCUGGCCGCCAACGCUCUGCUGGGCACACCUGGAUCACCAUGCGAGAAGCACUGCAGCAACCAGCAGGACCACACGGCGCGGGAUGAGAUUGUUUGUGAUAGGGGCAGCAUAGGGAAGACAGCGGCUGGGAUAGUAUGGGAGAACUGCAUCAAUUGUCAGCUGAGGAGCAACUACACAUCUGGGACCAUGUCGGAUCAGGCUGCUUUGCUUUACAACCUUCGAUUUGCCAUGGACACCUGCCUAUGGCAUAGUGGCGACAGCACACCAUGCACCGGAUCGACAGCAUGUGGUCCGCUGGAAGAUGCCGUGGAGUUUCGCAGGAAUGACACUUCCGGCCGAACCCCACACGGCUUCUGUGACCUAUGGGAAGAGAACUUUAUUCCUCGAUGCUCACCAUGCCUAGUUGGUGAACAGCGAGGUCGCGGCCUCUUCCUCAACAACUACCUCUGGAUCCUCGAGGCUGCUUGCGAACAGAAACCAGAUCCAGGAUAUACCAUCGCCAUCCAAGGCGAAGUCUUUGGUGAAAACACCGUCACCAUCGUUCCACCAGAAACCACCCUCGUCGGCGUCCCAACACCAGAUUAUGGCCCUGUCUCCCUCGGCGCUAGGGUGGGCAUCGCCUUUGGUGGCAUUGCGCUUCUUCUUGUUCUGGCCGGCUUCUUCAUUGUCUGCAAUGGCAAGAGAAGAAGACGGGCUUUUUUAAGGGAGCUGGAAAAGCGCCACGCGCAAGCAAACCACAGGUAUGGUGGCGGAGGAGGUGACAUGUUUGAGACACCGGUUAGUCAGCGACCACUUAGGGGGUGGGAGAAUGAGAGCCCUGUCUCUGCAGCCACCGAGGCGACGGAACGGACACUACCGCGAUAUAUCUCGCCAUACACGAGCACCUACAACAGCCCCGUUUCUGGACCAGGAGGGUCGGCGACGGUAGCGGCAAACUGGCCGUCGUUGUCACCACAGCAGAUGCACAGCCAACGACUGGAUCAAUUAUUACAGCAGCAGUCACCUGCGCACGGGUCCCCGCCACCGGCUUUUACACAAUGGCCUUCGGUUGGGCAGGAGAAGAUGGUUAUGCAGACGUAUACGCAGCACGAGAAGCGACAGAAUGAGAUUGCCAUCGGGCUUGCGCUGGGAGGGGAUGAGGCGAGCUUGAGGAGCAAGCCGUCGAAUGGGACGAUGAAUAAUGAUCGGUAUGGGUACCCGGUGGAGGACAAGGGGAAGCAGAGGGAUGAGGUGUAUGAGUUGAAGGAGGUGGAAAGUCCGUAUAAUGGGCAGGGUGGGGAGGGGAUGGUGCAUGGGAGUAAUAAUCCUUAUUAUCAGAUGCCGAGCCCACCACAGGCACCGGUGCUGCACCACCCUGGUUAUGGGAGAGCACAUGGGAGUCGGCCUGGGUCAGGGGAUAAGGGGGCGACAGGCUUGGGGUUGCAGAGUGUGCCUGUCUCAUGA